AUGCCGAUCCCUGAGAUCCUCACGCGCUGCGUCAACGUCCAGUCUGUGACGAUCGAGAGUGCCGAGACACGAGUCGCCGCUGCUGCCCACUUGGCGGCGAUGCCAACGCAACACUUGCGUACACUCAAGGUGCGUGUGGUCGCGAAGUACCGCAUCGACGCGUCUGCCAUCGUCGCAUGGUUGCAAGGGUCGGACGCAACGUCGUUCUCACUCGCAUGUCACUCGGUGCGUGAACCGAUGGCGCUGGUUUUUGCGAUCGAAGCGUGCUCAACAUUGUCUUCGCUGACUCUGGACGGUGUCGCCAUCGUUCAAGAAGCCUUGUCAACGGCUCCAAACAAUUUGCACCACAUCACGACACUCGCUCUGAGCAACGAUUACGGUGCGUACGACGUUUACAUGAAAGUUCUGCUGCAAAAGAUGGGCCGGGCCUUGAGUUUUUCCCUUCGAAAGACUGGCGGCCGUGAAAUGCUUUGGCGCGGCGUCAUGAGCGACCUAUGCACGCGUCCCUCGCUCGAGUCGGUGACCCUGGAUAACUGGAGCCUUCGCGCGAUGCCCACGACUGGUGCUUGUCCACGCCUCACCAGCUUCACGCUGCGUCACGUUCAAGUCCAUCACAUGGAGGAGAGCAUCCCCAAGAUUGUGCAGUGGCUCUCGACCUCGCACCGUCUCUCGUCUCUCGACUUUAGUUCCACGAUGCUCGGCAACGAUGGCUUUGCGGCGCUUGCACGUGCGCUUCCUGUCUGCAUGGCGCGCGGUCUCAAGACGCUCGGUCUGGACGCCACGGGGCUAACGGAUGGUGACGCUGUCGUGCUUGCUUUCGCCCUCGGCUCGGGUCGCAACCGACGGUCACUGACGAUCGACUUGCAAGCAAAUGACUUCGCGAUCGCGUCGGUGGCCGUGCUCCUGACGACACUGGGGACAUGCCACGAUGUCACGCUGCGUUUUGGCUCGGCCUCGGUUGCUUCGCACUUGCUGGCUCUGGACGAACCUUGCGAUGAGAAAGACGUACUCCGAGUCCUCGUGCGCGUGCACAAGCUCGAGUACAUUGCGCCUGGCACGUUUACGACGCCCCCUCGCACCUCGUUGCCAUGA
Messenger RNA from Saprolegnia parasitica CBS 223.65, 1092 nucleotides. RefSeq lists its product as hypothetical. The record is from RefSeq and is a predicted model, not a curated record. Lineage: Eukaryota; Oomycota; Saprolegniomycetes; Saprolegniales; Saprolegniaceae. The coding region runs from base 1 to 1092 and encodes 363 amino acids. The transcript has a single exon.